Molecule: messenger RNA, 1560 nt
Organism: Aptenodytes forsteri (emperor penguin)
Lineage: Eukaryota; Metazoa; Chordata; Aves; Sphenisciformes; Spheniscidae
Gene: GC
Product: GC, vitamin D binding protein
Exons: 12
Coding region: 1-1560 (519 amino acids)
Biological process (GO): vitamin transport
Cellular component (GO): cytoplasm; blood microparticle
Molecular function (GO): vitamin transmembrane transporter activity; vitamin D binding
Source: RefSeq, a predicted model, not a curated record
AUGGGUUUCCCAGCGCCGCUUUUUGGCAGGAGGAGGGAAACCAACCCUGACAUGAAGGCAGCUCUCGCCCUGCUGCUGCUUUUAGCCACUGCACGUGCCGAGCACCGAGGUAAAGCUUAUGUCCGGGACAAAGUCUGCCAGGAGUUCCAGGCCCUGGGGAAGGAGGACUUCCGAACCCUGACCAUUAUCGCCAACAGCAGGAAAUUCUCCAAUGCCACCUUCGAGGAGAUCAGCCACCUCGUCCACGAAAUCGUCUCCCUGGCUGAAACCUGCUGCGUCGAAGGUGCCGACCCCUCCUGCUACGAUGCCGGGUCCUCAGCUCUGUCGGCCAAAUCCUGCGGGGCAGGCUCGCCCUUCCCGGCCCACCCCGGCACGGCCGGCUGCUGCGCCCAGGAGGGGCUGGAGCAGAAGCUGUGCCUGGCCGCCCUGCGGCACCCGCCCCAGCAGCUGCCCCGCUACCUCCAGCCCUCCAACGAAGAGCUCUGCCAGGCCUUCAAGAAGGACCCUAAGGACUUUGCAGACAGGUUUCUGCACGAGUACGCCAGCAGCUAUGGCCAGGCACCCCUGCCCGUGCUCCUGGGCUCCACCAGGACCUUCCUCUCCAUGGUUUCCACCUGCUGCAUCUCCCCUGCGCCCACCUCCUGCUUCCUGAAGGAGAAACUUGAAAGGAAAACCCUCUCCCUCCUCACCCUGUUGUCAAACCGGGUUUGCUCCCGCUUCACGGCGUACGGGAAGGAGAAAGUCACCUUCAGCUACCUCGCCUCGCUUGCUCAGAAGAUGCCCGGUGCUUCCUUCGAGGACCUUUUCCCCCUGGCAGAAGAUGCUGCCGAGGUGUUUUCCCAGUGCUGUGACUCGGUGGCCGAGGACUGCAUGCAGAAGAAGUUAUCGGAGCACACGGCCAAAGCCUGCGGCGCGCUGGUGGCCCGAGAUGAGAGGUUUGCUGACUGCUGCAAUGGGAAAAACCUCAUGCAGAGCUAUUUCUGCAUCUUGGCCUUGCCACCGGCGCCUGCCCCCAAACUGCCGGAGGCGCAGAAGCCGACGAACGAGCAGCUCUGCGGCGAGGAGGGGGCUCGCCAUGCCAAGAGGUACCUGUUUGAGCUGGCGCGGAGGCACACCACCGUCCCCGACGCCUUUCUCGGCAAGCUAUAUGACGCCUCCGAAAAAGUCAGGGUGGAGUGCUGCUCUGCCAAGGACUCCUCCGCCUGCCUGGACAGCAAGCGCCAGCAGAUGGGAGAAGAGCUGCACCCCUUCCUGGAAAAGGCCAACCAGCUCUGCGGGCAGUACACCAAGUUAAAUUUCCUCGACUUCAAGAAGAGGCUGCGGGAGAGCUUGAUGCAGACGAUGCCAAAGGCCAGCCCCGAGCUGCUGGGGCAGCUGGUGGAGCAGCGAGCCGACUUCGCCUCCACCUGCUGCCCCCCCAACUCGCCCCCCCUCUACUGCGCCGCCAAGAUGCACCCGUCCAAGCCCCGCAGCCCCGACCAGGGGGUUUCCGUCUGCCCAACAGCAGGUGUGGGGCUGCUGAACCCCAUCGUGCUGAUGGGUAUCAGGGGGACACCCUGA